Messenger RNA from Calypte anna (Anna's hummingbird), 1710 nucleotides. It is a transcript of the gene MPST, whose product is annotated as mercaptopyruvate sulfurtransferase. Gene Ontology annotation, biological process: transsulfuration. The record is from RefSeq and is a predicted model, not a curated record. The coding region runs from base 139 to 1032 and encodes 297 amino acids. Gene Ontology annotation, molecular function: thiosulfate-cyanide sulfurtransferase activity. The transcript has 3 exons. Gene Ontology annotation, cellular component: mitochondrion. NCBI's taxonomy places the organism in Eukaryota, Metazoa, Chordata, Aves, Apodiformes, Trochilidae.
UCUCCCACCCCCCCCCCGGCGGCGGCCAUGGCUGGAGGGGUCUGAGGGUGGGUAUUGCUCGGGUAAGGCCCAGCACGGAGGCAGGUGGAUUCAGGCAGAGCCCAGGAAUCAGGUAGCCUCGGCCAGGAUUCGGGAGCAAUGUCACAACAACUCCUCUACCGUGCUCUGGUGUCUGCAAAAUGGCUUUCAGAAGCCAUCAAAUCGCAGCAAGCUGGUCUGGCUUUGAGAGUCGUGGACGCAUCCUGGUAUUUGCCAAAGAUGAAGCGUAACCCGAAGCAGGAAUUUGAGGAGCGCCAUAUCCCGGGUGCAGUUUUCUUCGAUAUUGACCAGUGCAGUGACCGCACUUCACCUUACGAUCACAUGCUGCCCAAAGCUACUGACUUUGCUGAGUACGUGGGGAAACUGGGUGUGGGGAAUGACUCCCAUGUUGUGGUGUAUGAUGCCAGUGACCAGGGUCUUUUCUCAGCACCCCGGGUGUGGUGGAUGUUCCGGGCCUUUGGACAUGAAGCCGUCUCCCUACUGGAUGGUGGCCUGAAGAACUGGCAGAGAGAAGGGCAUGCGGUGAGCUCUGGGAAAAGCCAGGUAGCUCCCUCUGAGUUCCACGCCUCCUUGGACAAGUCUCUGGUGAAAACAUAUGAGGACGUCUUAAAUAACUUGGAUUCCCACUGCUUUCAGCUGGUGGAUGCUCGCGCUGCAGGACGUUUCCAGGGAGUAGAGCCAGAGCCCCGAGAUGGAAUUGAGCCUGGUCAUGUCCCUGGGUCGACGAACAUCCCCUUCACCGAUUUCCUUACAGAGUCUGGCUUAGAGAAGACCCCUGAGCAGAUCCGUAGUCUGUUCCAGGAGAAGAAGGUGGACCUCUCAAAGCCCAUGGUAGCCACAUGUGGCUCUGGGGUCACUGCCUGCCACGUGGCUCUGGGAGCAUACCUAUGUGGCAAGCCAGAUGUUGCUGUGUAUGAUGGGGCCUGGGUGGAAUGGUAUAUGCGGGCACAGCCUGAAAAUAUUAUUUCUGAGGGAAAGGGGAAGACAGUGUAACAAGCUGCUUUGUCUCCCAGCUCUACAGAUGAUUUGCCUUGAAGCAGGAUUUGGAAAAGAGGGGUGUAGCUUUCCUGGUUAAAUUUCUUGAGGUGAAGGUGUUGAGUAACAAAUACAGGCACAUGGUGCAUUGGUACUUUCUUCUUACCCUACUGUUGUUGUUUAGGAGCAUAAAGAUGACCUGGGCAGCUGGCUCUAGGUGACCCUUCUUGAGCAGGUAGGGUGAACCAGAUGUCCUCCCAAGGUCACUUCCAAUUUCAGCUGUUCUGUGUUCCAUAACUUACUUUACCAUAUCAGAUGGAAGGGAUGGUGGUGGUACAGGGAAAUAAUGGAGUCAAGCCAAGCUUAUGACUCUGGACAUUCCACAAUAUUCAUUCAAUGGGAUGGUCAUACUUGUAUAACUGUGCCUCAUGAUCCUGCUCUGCCUCAUUCCUAGAAGCCAUCUGUGCACUUUAUGGCCAUUUUCGGUGCAAAGGUUUGGAGAAAGACAAUAGCUGUUAAAGGAGCAGAUAUGGCUUCCUGGUUGUCACUUGAGAGACUUGAUUUGGAUUUCUUCUUGUACUUGGACUCUUAACUGCAGUGUGUACUUAGCCAAGUUUGCACUCCUGUGGUCCAGAAUCCCCCUGGGAAAAAGAUUCUGGCAGUAAAAAAGGGUAAAUAAAGAUUUGUUUCAAGGUC